Molecule: messenger RNA, 6864 nt
Organism: Arvicanthis niloticus (Nile rat)
Lineage: Eukaryota; Metazoa; Chordata; Mammalia; Rodentia; Muridae
Source: RefSeq, a predicted model, not a curated record
CCCAGCGGCAGCCGGCCGGGCGGGUGGACGCUUCCUGAGCGGUGGCAGCCGUCGCAGCCGGGUCGCAAGUGGGCUGCCUCUGAAGAAAGGAGAAUGGCGUUUAGCAAAGGAUUUCGAAUCUACCACAAAUUGGAUCCCCCACCGUUCAGCCUCAUAGUGGAAACUAGGCAUAAGGAAGAAUGUCUAAUGUUCGAGUCUGGGGCUGUGGCUGUGCUCUCAUCUGCAGAAAAGGAGGCUAUUAAAGGCACAUAUGCCAAAGUACUGGAUGCAUAUGGACUUCUGGGAGUUUUACGAUUAAAUCUUGGUGAUACCAUGCUGCAUUAUCUAGUCCUAGUCACUGGAUGCAUGUCUGUUGGGAAAAUUCAAGAGUCUGAAGUUUUCCGAGUUACUUCCACUGAGUUUAUAUCACUUCGAGUUGAUGCUUCAGAUGAGGACCGCAUUUCAGAAGUACGGAAAGUUUUGAACUCAGGAAACUUUUACUUUGCAUGGUCUGCAUCUGGAGUCAGCUUAGAUCUGAGUCUGAAUGCACAUCGAAGCGUGCAAGAGCACACAACUGACAAUAGGUUUUUCUGGAAUCAGUCUUUGCAUUUGCAUCUCAAGCACUAUGGUGUGAAUUGUGAUGACUGGUUGCUACGGCUCAUGUGUGGAGGCGUGGAGAUUAGGACAAUCUAUGCUGCCCAUAAACAGGCAAAAGCUUGCCUCAUUUCAAGGCUAAGCUGUGAACGAGCUGGGACAAGGUUCAACGUCCGGGGAACAAAUGAUGAUGGCCAUGUUGCCAACUUUGUAGAAACAGAGCAGGUUAUAUACUUAGAUGACUGUGUUUCUUCCUUCAUACAAAUCCGAGGAUCUGUUCCAUUGUUCUGGGAGCAACCAGGGUUGCAAGUGGGAUCCCAUCGUGUUCGGAUGUCAAGAGGUUUUGAAGCCAAUGCGCCUGCAUUUGACAGGCAUUUCCGAACACUUAAGGACUUAUAUGGUAAACAAAUAGUAGUAAAUCUGCUUGGAUCUAAGGAAGGUGAGCAUAUGCUGAGCAAGGCUUUCCAGAGUCAUUUGAAAGCCUCUGAACACGCUUCUGAUAUCCACAUGGUGUCCUUUGACUAUCAUCAAAUGGUUAAAGGAGGAAAGGCAGAAAAAUUACACAGUGUUCUCAAACCACAAGUCCAGAAGUUUCUAGAUUAUGGAUUUUUUUAUUUCGAUGGCAGUGAAGUUCAAAGGUGCCAGAGUGGUACAGUUCGAACAAACUGCUUGGAUUGUCUGGAUAGAACAAAUAGUGUGCAGGCAUUCCUCGGCUUAGAGAUGCUAGCCAAACAGCUGGAAGCUCUGGGCUUGGCUGAAAAACCUCAGUUGGUGACUCGCUUUCAAGAAGUUUUCCGGUCCAUGUGGUCUGUGAAUGGCGAUUCGAUCAGCAAAAUCUACGCAGGCACUGGAGCCCUUGAAGGGAAGGCCAAGGCUGGAAAGUUAAAAGAUGGUGCACGAUCUGUCACCAGAACCAUUCAGAAUAAUUUCUUCGACAGCUCCAAGCAAGAAGCCAUUGAUGUUUUGCUUCUGGGAAAUACUCUAAACAGCGAUUUAGCUGACAAAGCCCGAGCACUUCUAACUACUGGAAGUUUGCGUGUUUCUGAACAGACAUUACAGUCAGCAUCUUCCAAAGUCUUAAAGAACAUGUGUGAGAACUUCUACAAAUACUCAAAGCCCAAGAAGAUCCGCGUGUGUGUUGGGACCUGGAAUGUGAAUGGCGGGAAGCAGUUCCGCAGCAUAGCAUUCAAGAACCAGACGCUCACUGACUGGCUUCUGGAUGCUCCCAAGUUAGCUGGCAUCCAGGAGUUUCAAGAUAAGAGAAGUAAGCCGACUGAUAUUUUUGCAAUUGGCUUUGAAGAAAUGGUGGAGCUGAAUGCUGGGAACAUUGUGAAUGCAAGCACAACAAACCAGAAGCUGUGGGCAGUGGAACUGCAGAAGACCAUCUCCAGAGACAACAAGUAUGUUCUGCUGGCUUCAGAGCAGUUGGUGGGUGUCUGCCUGUUUGUCUUUAUCAGACCACAGCAUGCUCCCUUUAUCAGGGAUGUUGCAGUUGAUACUGUGAAAACUGGGAUGGGGGGUGCAACUGGAAACAAGGGUGCUGUUGCAAUUCGGAUGCUUUUCCACACCACCAGCCUUUGCUUUGUCUGCAGCCACUUUGCUGCAGGGCAGUCCCAAGUCAAAGAGAGAAAUGAAGAUUUUGUAGAAAUAGCACGAAAACUGAGUUUUCCCAUGGGAAGAAUGCUCUUCUCCCAUGACUAUGUAUUUUGGUGUGGUGAUUUCAACUAUCGAAUUGAUCUUCCUAAUGAAGAAGUUAAAGAGCUCAUAAGACAGCAAAACUGGGAUUCUCUUAUAGCUGGAGAUCAACUCAUCAAUCAGAAAAAUGCAGGACAGAUCUUUAGAGGAUUUUUAGAGGGAAAAGUAACAUUUGCUCCAACCUAUAAAUAUGACUUGUUUUCCGAAGACUAUGACACCAGUGAGAAGUGCCGUACCCCUGCUUGGACAGACCGUGUCCUUUGGAGAAGGAGGAAGUGGCCUUUUGACAGAUCAGCUGAAGAUUUAGAUCUUCUGAAUGCUAGUUUCCAAGAUGAAAGUAAAAUCCUUUAUACAUGGACUCCUGGCACCUUGCUGCACUAUGGGAGAGCCGAGCUGAAGACUUCUGACCACAGGCCUGUCGUUGCCCUGAUUGAUAUAGAUAUAUUUGAAGUUGAAGCUGAAGAGAGACAAAAAAUUUAUAAAGAAGUUAUUGCAGUCCAGGGCCCACCAGAUGGCACAGUGAUGGUCUCAAUCAGAAGUUCGGCACAAGAAAAUACCUUUUUUGAUGACGCUUUGAUUGAUGAGCUUCUGCAGCAGUUUGCACACUUCGGUGAAGUUAUACUCAUAAGAUUUGUAGAAGAUAAAAUGUGGGUUACAUUUUUGGAGGGAAGCUCCGCCUUGAAUGUUCUGAGCCUAAAUGGUAAAGAGUUAUUAAAUCGGACUAUAACGAUUACUUUAAAAAGUCCAGAUUGGAUCAAAAAUUUGGAAGAAGAGAUGAGUUUAGAGAAAAUCAGUGUCACGUUGCCCUCGUCAACAAGCUCCACCCUGCUUGGUGAAGAUGCAGAGGUUGCAGCAGACUUUGACAUGGAAGGUGAUGUUGAUGACUAUAGUGCUGAGGUAGAGGAGCUUCUUCCUCAGCAUCUUCAGCCAUCCUCAAGCUCUGGCCUUGGCACUUCUCCAAGCUCUUCACCCCGCACCAGUCCCUGCCAGUCACCCACAGUACCAGAGUACUCCGCGCCUGCUCUUCCUGUCAGACCUAGUCGAGCACCAUCAAGAACUCCAGGACCUCUGAGUUCACAGGUCUCUCCAGUUGACACUCAGCCAGCAGCCCAGAAGGAUUCUUCCCAGUCCAUAGAACCCAAGAGGCCACCCCCUCCCCGACCAGUUGCUCCUCCAGCACGUCCUGCCCCACCACAGAGACCACCUCCACCUUCAGGGGCUAGGAGUCCUGCGCCUGCUAGAAGAGAAUUUGGAGGUGUUGGAGCCCCUCCCAGUCCCGGGGUUGCUAGGAGAGAGAUGGAAGCACCCAAAAGCCCAGGAACAGCACGGAAAGAUAAUAUAGGGCGUAAUCAACCUUCCCCUCAAGCAGGACUUGCAGGCCCAGGACCUGCUGGAUAUGGUGCAGCGAGACCGACAGUUCCAGCUCGUGCUGGAGUGAUCAGUGCCCCUCAGAGCCAGGCUCGGGCAUCUGCUGGAAGGCUGACUCCUGAAGGCCAAAGCAAGCCCUCAGAGCCAUCGAAAGGUCCUGCUGUUCUUCCAGAACCACUGAAGCCUCAGGCUGCAUUUCCUCUGCAGCCUUCUCUGCCCACUCCUGCUCAAAAGUUACAAGACCCGCUUGUCCCCAUAGCAGCACCUAUGCCUCCCUCCGGCUCCCAACCAAAUUUGGAAACUCCACCACAGCCCCCACCUCGGAGCAGGUCGUCUCAAAGCUUGCCUUCAGACUCCUCACCACAGCUGCAAGUAAAAACAAAUGGAGUUUCUGGUGUCAAACAAGAACCAACAUUGAAGAGUGACCCAUUUGAAGAUCUCUCACUUAGUGUGCUUGCUGUAUCAAAGGCUCAGCCUUCUGUUCAGAUUUCAUCUGUUCUAACCCCAGACCCAAAGAUGUUGAUUCAGUUGCCUUCUGCAUCGCAAAGUAAACUUAACUCUUUGAGUUCCAUAAGUUGCAUGCCAUCCAUGCCUCCAGUUCCAGAGCAAAGCAAGUCACAGGAAAGUAUGGGGAGUUCUGCAAACCCAUUUCCCAGCCUGCCCCGCAGGAACCCUUUUACAGACAGGACUGCUGCCCCUGGAAACCCAUUUAGAGUUCAGUCUCAAGAAUCAGAGGCAACUUCUUGGCUAGUCAAAGAAGAGCCUGCUCCUAACAGUCCUUUCCCUCCUCUCAUGCCUCUCAGUCACGACACAAGCAAGCCUUCAAGUUCACUUGAUGGUUUUGAGGAUAAUUUUGAUCUGCAAAGGCAGUCUACAGUAAAAACAAGCAACCCCAAAGGAUGGGUAACCUUUGACGAAGAUGAUGACUUUCCUACUACAGGGAAGUCAAAGUCAGUUUAUCCAGAAUUACUGGAUAAUGUGCCAGCUUCAUUUGAUGAUGACUGGAGUAAAGGUACAAGCGUUUCCUUCUGUGUGUUGCCAGCCAGAAGGCCACCACCACCACCACCUCCUCCUGUCCCUCUGCUACCACCUGGCACAACCUCAUCUGCAGGACCUAGCACAGCCCUGCCAUCUAAGGCAUCUUCCACAUUAGACUUCACAGAAAGAUAAUUACGUGGAGGGAAGGCAGUUCCUCCUGUGUGGUGUGGCUGUUUGUUUCUGUUUUGUCAGGGUAGACCCGAGAGAGUGGGGCAUUAGUCAUUAUGUGCAAUAAAUAAUAGGUAAGUGCACUGAUGCCUAUAUAAAAUACCACUAAAGGAUGUGGAGAAAGCUGGAAUAUGUGUAUAUCAGAAAUAACAAAGGCAUCCUCUUACUAACUGGAGUUCUGCUCUUUCUCUUCAGAUGAAUAGAAGAGAACAGGAACUAUCUUUAAAAGUGCUUAAAACUACUCUAGAAAAUAGUCCUAACUCAUACAUAGAAAUCACGUAAAGCCCACACAACUGCAGCUGACAGGACCGCCAGCCCACUGUGCUGUUGAGGAUUGGUAUUCAUGGAUACUUACCAAAGAGCUUCCAGAGUUCUGCUGAGAUGGUUUUGAAAGGCACCACUUGAGUCAAAAGGUCUGUGUAUGUAUACACUAUAUGUCUGUAUGUCUGCACACAGAUGUAUACAUCCACAUACUUAUAAAAUUGAUAUAAUUAAGAUCAAAUUUUACCUAACAGUUCUGACAAUGUCCUUUUUUCAGUAUCUCACUAUCAAGAUGACUGCCACCAGGUGUGCUUUAUAUACUUUCACUGACUGUACAGAGCUGCCAUUUCCUAUUACUCUGCUCUUAGCCCUUCAGAUUCACCCUCAUUACCUUCCUCCUCUGUUCCUCUAGUAUGCCUUUCUCUGGGCAUUUACAGUUGGCAGUACAGACGUGGGCAGUCAUAUGGACAGGCACUCAGAGCAGUAGGCACACCCCACCAGGCUCAAGGAGGAGCAUUGUCAGUGCGCUCUUUUCUCUGCGUGGCCCUUUCCUUCCAUACCUUUGUUUGCCAGUUGCCUGGAGCUUUGCUUUUAGCUGUUGAGUGGUCUGAAUUAGGAACAUAUCCAGUGUACAGUCUCUCCCACGAGGCUACAUAUCACACCCAUGAUGCUGCUUUAAGGUUUUAGAGGCUAUACCUCAAAUUAGCUGUGGAGUUUGUUUCCUGCACUGCCAGUAUGCAACUGAUCUUGCGUUUAUUAAUUUUGUGGGAAAAAAACAUGGAAUUUUUACAAAAAAAACCAAAAAGCAAACAAAAAAAACCCCAAAACAUAGUAUUUUGAUAUCAUUAGGUAAGCCAGUCAGAAAACUCCCUAGGCUGUUGUUUGGUUGGUUGGUUGUCAGUUGAAGUUAAAACCAUCCUUACCCAUUAAGACUUAAUGUUCUCUUUAUAUAAAAAGAGUUAUGUGCUUACACACAAGUUCCUACGUCUACAUGAACCUUUAAAGAUGUGUAUUGUGAGAUUAGAAAGAAUUUCUGGCUGCCCUCACUUCCGUGUAAAAGCACAGCAGACUGCAUUGCACUUGUACCGAACAGCCGGUCCGUUAGGACAGCACCUUUGCACAUGCUCAGUGUUAUAGAAGUAACUCUGCUACAGCCAUAACUUGCUGUUAGCAAUAACUCUUGUGAGUUUUAUAUUGUGCUUGUUGGGGUUCUAAUCAUUUCAGCAGUAGUAGCUUUUAAACUGCAGUAUUACUAGAGCAGUGUGCUUCAAAAUGUGAAUUAACUUGUUGAGAUUGUGACUGUAACAUCUGUGUGAGUAGUGUGUAUGGUAUCCACUCCCCAUUAGCAAGCUAAUCCACUUUAGGACAUUGAAGCAGUGUGGAUUGCAGCCCGAGAGCAGUGACUCCCUCGGGUAUAAACCACUGUAACAUCUGCAGCACAGUGGCUCUGCCCUGUCAGGAAGUCUGGUAGCUGCUGAAACGCACAAAGCAAGUUAAAGUUUGCUACAAAGAAUUCGACAUUGUGUGUAUUUACCAGCUCUGGUCAAAGCAGAAAACAGACACUAAGAAUCUCUGUGAGUCUCUGUUCUCUCUAGUAAAUUGCUGUUUAUAUGUAUGUAAGAGGUUUAUUGCUUGUGUGGCAUACAGUAUUUAUAACUAUAUACUUUAUAGAAGUACAGUAUUAAAGUCGCUGGUAUACAUUCUGUACAUAUCCUGUGAAAUGUGCUGUCAUAUGAAAUAAAUGUCUUUACCACUAUCUGA